Molecule: messenger RNA, 948 nt
Organism: Pseudozyma hubeiensis SY62
Lineage: Eukaryota; Fungi; Basidiomycota; Ustilaginomycetes; Ustilaginales; Ustilaginaceae
Product: V-type proton ATPase subunit D
Exons: 1
Coding region: 1-948 (315 amino acids)
Biological process (GO): vacuolar acidification
Cellular component (GO): fungal-type vacuole membrane; vacuolar proton-transporting V-type ATPase complex
Molecular function (GO): proton-transporting ATPase activity, rotational mechanism
Source: RefSeq, a predicted model, not a curated record
AUGUCGUCCGGCAAAGGUCAACGCGAGUCCGUCUUCCCCACACGUCAAGCCCUCGGUUCCGCCAAAACCCGUCUCAAGGGCGCACAAACCGGUCACUCUCUGCUCAAGAAGAAAGCAGAUGCGCUCACCAAACGUUUCCGCACCAUCACGCACAAGAUCGACGAAGCUAAACGCAAGAUGGGCAAAGUCAUGCAGCAGGCCUCCUUCAGUCUCGCCGAGGUGCAGUAUGCUACGGGUGACAUCGGGUACAUCGUGCAGGAGUCGGUCAAGUCGGCCAGCUUCAAAGUGAGGGCCAAGCAGGAGAACGUUUCUGGUGUCAUCCUGCCCGCGUUUGAAGCCGAUAUCAAGGAAAAGUCGAACGGAGGGCAGGGAAGCGGUGGCGAGUUUGCGCUCACCGGUCUCAGUAGAGGUGGUCAGCAGGUCAACAAGGCCAGGGAGGUGUACACGCAGGCCUUGAAGGUGUUGGUCGAGUUGGCGAGUUUGCAGACCGCUUUCGUGAUUUUGGAUGAGGUGAUCAGGAUGACGAACAGGAGAGUCAACGCCAUCGAACACGUCAUCAUCCCCAAGCUGGAGAACACCAUCAGCUACAUUGUCAGCGAGCUGGACGAGGCGGAUAGGGAGGAGUUCUUCAGGUUGAAAAAGGUGCAGGCCAAGAAGAAGGAGAAAGCUGAAGCUGGAAACAAGCAGAGGAAGAAGAUGGUGGAUGAAGAGGACGACGACGAAGAGGAAGAUCAAGAAGACGCCGAGGCUGGUGGCGAUCAGGAGGAGGCGGACGCACCGUCCAACGAAAACAAGGAUGCCGGAGCGCAAACGGCCAGCAAGAAGAAGAACAAGAAGAAGAAGAAAAAGUCCAGCAGCCCACCCGAAACACCCGCAGCGGAGCAGGAGCAGCAGCAACCCCACAAAGAUAUGCUCUCGGGUGGCAAGGACGAAGAUGUCAUCUUCUGA